Molecule: messenger RNA, 6608 nt
Organism: Pangasianodon hypophthalmus (striped catfish)
Lineage: Eukaryota; Metazoa; Chordata; Actinopteri; Siluriformes; Pangasiidae
Product: 1-phosphatidylinositol 4,5-bisphosphate phosphodiesterase beta-1
Exons: 32
Coding region: 520-4173 (1217 amino acids)
Biological process (GO): phosphatidylinositol-mediated signaling; lipid catabolic process; memory
Cellular component (GO): nuclear speck; cytoplasm
Molecular function (GO): calcium ion binding; calmodulin binding; phosphatidylinositol-4,5-bisphosphate phospholipase C activity
Source: RefSeq, a predicted model, not a curated record
ACACGCGUCUAGGUGAAAUGAAUCAGUAUGGAAGCAUGAGCUUGCUGAUGCAUGUCCGACCUGUUUACUGGCUCUCCUCUACACAGGUUGCGGGCUUUCCUCACCUUAGCUUUGUCCAAACGCACUAGGAGGCGCUGAAUCCCAGCGAGCAAAGUGUUCAAGCGCUGAAGUGCCGCAAAUGAGUCAAUGUGCGGAGGCCACUCAUGCUGCCAGCCCCCCCUUUCCAUUUACUCGCCAUCAUUCAGCAGCGCUCUUCUUUCGCUGCUCAUUUUUACCUCGCGCAUCUCUGCGGUCUGUCGGAAUUCCCAGCAAGAUCAUUCACAGAAUCUAAACAAUAGCUAGAAAUCAUGCUCGCGCGCGUGUAGAAUCUCUUCACCCUCAGUCAUUUUUCGCACAGCCCUCAGUCAGGGCUCUGGAAGCAGACAGAAGCUCUUGCUCUCUCUCUCUCUCUCUCUCUCUCUCUCUCUCUCUGCUUUUUCCCUUUGUUUUUCUCUUCUUGGAGGUAAAUGUGCAUGCUGAAUGGCCGGAGCACAGCCCGGGGUUCACGCGCUGAAGCUCAAGCCGGUGUGCGUACCGGAGAGUCUGAAGAAAGGCAGCAGGUUUAUGAAAUGGGACGAGGAUUCUUCUACAGUGACCCCAGUGACCUUACGUGUGGAUCCUCAGGGCUACUUUCUGUACUGGACUGAUCAGAAUAAGGAAACCGAUCUGUUGGACAUCACCUAUAUCAAGGAUGCAAGAACUGGGAAAUGUACUAAAACACCAAAGGAAGCCAAGCUGCGAGAGUUACUUGAUGUUGGGAACCUGGUGGGGCGGAUAGAAAACAAGAUGCUGACUGUGGUUACAGGGCCAGACAUGGUCAACAUUACAUAUCUAAAUUUCAUGGCCUUCCAAGAGGAAGUGGCAAAGGAGUGGGCAGAGGAGCUGUUUAGUCUGGCGUCCAACCUGCUGGCUCAGAACAUGAAUCGAGAGUCCAGCCUGGAAAAAGCAUACACAAGACUUAAACUGCAGCCAAAUCAAGAAGGACGCAUUCCUGUGAAGAACAUAUUUCGCAUGUUUUCGGCUGACAGGAAGCGCGUAGAAACAGGACUGGAGAGCUGUAAUCUUCCAUCAGGCAGGAAUGAUUCCAUUCCUCUGGAGGACCUAACUCCUGAGGUUUACAAAUCCUUCAUAGCCAAUCUCUGUCCCCGACCUGAAAUCAACCAAAUCUUUGCAGAUCUAGGAGCUAAAGGCAAGAACUAUCUAAACAUGGAGCAGAUGACUGAGUUCAUUAACAAUAAGCAGCGGGAUCCUCGUCUGAAUGAAAUCCUUUACCCUCCACUGAAGAUAGAACAAACACACCUCCUUAUGGAGAAAUUCGAGCCCAACACAGGCAUGAUACAAAAAGGGCAGAUUUCAGUUGAGGGAUUCUCCAGGUAUUUGAUUAGUGAUGAGAAUGGUGUAAUACCGCCUGAGAAACUGGACCAGAGUGAAGACAUGACCUUCCCUCUUUCACACUACUUCAUCAACUCCUCUCAUAACACCUAUCUCACAGCGGGGCAGCUAGCGGGAAACUCUUCAGUGGAGAUGUACAGGCAGGUGCUGCUGUCUGGCUGUCGCUGUGUGGAACUGGACUGCUGGAAAGGUCGGACAGCUGAAGAGGAGCCUGUUAUCACCCAUGGCUUCACUAUGACCUCUGAGAUUUCCUUUAAGGAAGUAAUUGAGGCCAUUGCCGAAUGUGCUUUUAAAACGUCUCCUUUUCCCAUCAUCCUAUCCUUUGAGAAUCAUGUGGACUCUCCGAAACAACAAGCCAAGAUGGCGGAAUAUUGCAGAUCAAUUUUCGGAGAUGCCCUUUUAACUGAGCCACUUGAGAAAUAUCCGCUUGAGGCAGGGGUUCCACUGCCCAGUCCACAGGAACUCAUGGGGAAGAUCCUCAUUAAGAAUAAAAAAUCUCACCCCAAACCACCCGAUGGAAGCACAAAGAAGAAGCUGUCAGAGCAAGCCUCGAACACCAACAGUGACUCCUCCAGUGUGUUUGAGCCAUCCUCACCCAGCGCUGGGCCUGCAGCUUCAGCAGAGGUGGAGGCGGAUGAUGAUGAAGAUGAUGACGAUGAUGAUGAUGACUGUAAGAAGUCAAUGGAUGAGGGCACAGCAGGAUCUGAGGCUUUUGCUACUGAAGAAAUGUCCACUCUAGUUAAUUACAUCCAACCCACUAAGUUCCACUCCUUUGAGACUUCAAAAAAGGUCAACCGCAGUUAUCAAAUGUCGUCGUUUGUGGAGACGAAGGCCCUAGAGCAGCUCACCAAGACUCCUGUGGAGUUUGUGGAAUACAACAAGCUUCAGCUCAGUAGAAUCUACCCCAAGGGCACUCGAGUCGACUCCUCCAACUACAUGCCUCAAGUGUUCUGGAACGCAGGCUGCCAGCUGGUGGCACUAAACUUUCAGACAAUAGAUCUGUCCAUGCAGCUGAACUUGGGCAUGUAUGAGUAUAAUGGGAAGAGUGGCUACAGGCUUAAGCCUGAGUUCAUGAGGCGACCAGAUAAGCACUUUGACCCCUUCACAGAAAGCACUGUGGAUGGCAUUGUAGCCAAUACUUUAUCAAUAAAGAUCAUAUCAGGACAGUUCCUUACUGACAAGAAAGUGGGGGUGUAUGUGGAGAUUGACAUGUUUGGGCUGCCAGUUGACACAAGACGGAAAGCAUUCAAAACAAAGACGUCCCAGAACAAUGCCAUCAACCCUGUGUGGGAUGAAGAGCCGAUCGUCUUUAAAAAGGUGGUUCUGCCUACUCUGGCCUCAUUGAGAAUAGCUGUAUUUGAGGAGGGUGGAAAGUUCAUAGGUCAUCGGUUAAUUCCUGUAUCAGCCAUUCGACCAGGUUACCGGUAUGUUGGACUGAGAAAUGAGAAAAACCAGUCGCUCACUCUUCCUGCUCUAUUUGUGUAUAUUGAAGUGAAAGAUUAUGUGCCAGACACCUUUGCAGAUGUCAUAGAGGCCCUGUCUAACCCUAUUAGAUACGUCAACUUAAUGGAGCAGAGAUCCAAGCAGCUGGCGGCUCUGACAUUAGAAGAAGGGGAGGAGGAGAAAGAUGCCAAAGAGAAUGAGUCAGGUGUUGAGCAGGCUUCAGAGGCAAAGAGUGAGCCCAAACCUGCACCUGUGGAGAACGGCCUGAGUCACACUCUGAGUGUGACGCCGAAACCAGCGUCACAGCUCAAUACACAGCCCCAGUCUACAGGGUCAGCUAAAUCUGCAGCAAAGACUGAAGAUCUUAUACACAGUGUCCUCACUGAGAUGGAGGCUCACACAUUAGAGGAGCUGAAGCAACAGAAGGUGUUUGUCAGGGAGCAGAGGAGACAUUAUAAAGAAAUGAAGGAGCUGGUGAAGAAACAUCACAAAAAAACCACAGAACUGAUCAAGGAGCAUACAGCCAAAUACAACGAAUUCCAGCAUGACUACCUCCGCAGAAGAUCUGUGCUGCAGAAGUCUGCAAAACGAGAUGGUAAGAAGAGGUGUCUGUCCUCCAGUCCAGAGCAUGGUGCCUCGUUUUUCGAGCAGGAGCUGGCAACUCUGGACCAGGAGAGUGGACAGAAACUGGCUGAGCUCAAAGAACAGCAGCAGCAGCAGCUCCUGAACCUGCGGCAGGAACAGUAUUACAGUGAGAAGUACCUGAAAAAAGAACACAUCAAGCAGCUAAUGGAGAAACUCACCCUGCUAGCUGAGGAGAGUCAAAGCAGCCAAAUGAAGAAACUGAAAGACUUGUGUGAAAAAGAAAAGAAAGAACUGAAAAAGAGAAUGGACAAGAAAAGGCAGGAGAAGCUGAAUGAAGCCAAAUCGAAAGAGAAACACUUGACAGAGGAGGAAAAGCUGGAGAUCAACAGGUCAUAUGUUAAUGAAGUGGUACAACAUAUUAAAAGGCUGGAAGAUGCUCAAACCAAAAGACAUGAAAAGCUUGCAGAGAACCAUAAGAACAUUCUUCAACAAAUCAUUGAAGAAAAACCUAAGCUUCAGAAUGAACUGGAUCAGGAGUAUCAGGACAAGUUUCGUCGGCUGCCAGUGGAGAUUCAGGAGUUUGUGCAGGAGACGACUAAGCGAAAGACUGACGGGAAUGAUCAGGAGUCCCUGCCUUCUUCUAGCACACUAGAGAAACUCAGCCAUAAGGGAGCGCAGUCUGAGGACGAUAUGGAGGACGAGAGGAAAGAGUGAAGCAUUAAGAAUUCCAGCGUGCUACAGGCACUCUUCCUAACUCGUUUUGCCAAUGGUAACUGUUUUUUUUUUUUUUUUGGGAUUUGACAUCUUUGUCACUAAUGUGUUUUGGAGAAUGCCUGUGGGUGGAGGGUAAAAGGAUAACAGGCAAGAAAUCACUUAGAGCACUUGAACCACAUGAACCUAUUACUUAUGAUGUGAUUAUUUAUGAUCUAUGAUUUACUGAUUUCUCAUAAUAGGAAUAAUCACAUUUUGGGGUCAAAUUAACUUUUACAUGAUAUUCACUUGUGUUGUAGUUAAUAUGGUGUGUUCUACAUAACUCAUGAUCCUAAUCAGAUGUUUAUGGCCAGUAAGUAAAAAGUUUGAAGAAGGUGUGUGUGAGUGUGGGCAUGGAGGGCAGGGACCACAUACAUUACUGUAGCUCUGAUUUCUCUUUCAGAAGUUUUUGAAGUGGUCACUGUACCCACAUUUAAUUUAUAAUAUUUUUAUUUGCAAGCACAGGUGGCUUGCAGAUGUAAAUUCAUUAUUUUUGUUAAAUUUGCUGCUGAUAUUUUUUGUUCUGUUUCAUCUAGACUGGUUAAGUACAGCAGAGUAUAAAGUUUGUACUAAGUGGGUCCAGUACAGGACAGUAACAUUUUUUCAGAAAUGCAUGAAUAGGGUGCAUUGAGCAGUUUGUGCAAUUUGUAAAUGCAACUAUAUAGCUUGUUAUGUGAUGUAAUAUGUAAAGACAUACUUGUUUUUUUUUUUUUUUACAUAGUACAUAGUAAGAAACAUCUUUAUCAGCAGAUAGAUUUAACAAUAUGCUAUUUCCAUUUAUUUUUCAUUCAUUUUAUUAAGAGGCCAUUUUAGGACCAAUUAUUUUGCAUUCCUUUUCUAUUUCAUUAUAGUAUGCUUAAUUAUUAUAGUUUUUUGCUAAGUAUAUAUAUAUAUAUAUUAUAGUAGAAUAACCUAUUUACUGAAGUAAUUAAGUAAAGAAAUUGAUAUCUUAAUGCAGAAGGGGUGGAAAUACUAUCAGAAAUAUGGAAAUGCACUUUGGAUUUCAUGAGGUAUUGGUAUUAUUAUGCAAUCUUUUUACUUGAGUGAGAUUCUUCUUUCAGUAUGUUUCCAUUUCAUUGGUUCACCAUAGGAUUUGAAGCAUGGGGUCAGUGAUGCCAAGUGAAGUAUUGUGAUGAUAAUUUUCCAGAAUAUGCUUCCCCAUACUUCCCCUGGUGGUUUCUCAGUGUUACGCUCUGAUUAAAGCACGUCUGUCACUUUCACUUCUAUUUAUAUAGGUUUGUAACAUUUAGAUUAGAUCUAGGUUUUAAGUUAAGUGGUGACUUAAUUCUUACAUUCAUGUAAAUGUGUUAAUUAUAUUCCUGCUUUGUAUUUAUUGCAGUAUAUGAUUGCUAUGGACCACUAAAAUAAAGUGCCAAACAAUUGCCUAGUCCUGACAGGUCCAACAUGAACCCUGGAAACAUGAAACAGAAUAUAAUUACAUCCAUUUGAUCUCUUGACUGAUCCCUAUUCAUAAUGUAUAUGAUGAUCUAGUUUCAUUUUUAAAGUUGUCAUUAGAUGCAAUGCAAUAUAUUAAAGCCAUGGCAAAAUCCAUGGUAGUCUUGCUGCAUCUAUAAAUGCUAUCAAACAAGUAUUAAAAUUUGAUUUUUCACACGUACUAGUUGUAAAUGAUAUUCCGUGUGGUUACACAUAAGAGCCAUUUUAUUGAAUUACAUUGUAUAAUUUUUUUUACAAGAUGACUCUGUGCUGUUGUUUUCUUUUGACCAAACUCUUUUUUGCAAUGUAAGAUUACUUGAAACACUUUUAUGACUGGACUCAUUUUUGAUCGUUUUGAAGUGACGUUCUGUGCCUUUGAAUGUUCUCUGUGUUAGAUGUGGAAUGUAAAAAAGUGUUGAUGUAUAGAGCUCUUCUUUUUGUAUCAACCGUGCACGCACUUUUAAAAUGUUUAUACUACAGAUUUACUUUGAAAUUGUUUAAAUGUCAAACUAUUGACAGUGUAUGCUAUUGAGUGCCACUUUAUUUAUUUCAAACCUUAAUUCCAUUCAGCAGAACAGACAUAGAUUAGGAAAAAAAUAUCGACAAACAUUUGAUUUCAUCAAACUGUAUUAUUGGUACCACAGUAUCUGCAUCUUUAAAAGAUGAGUAAUGUUGAAUGUAAGUUGUGCUUGUGCUGUGCAAUGGUUUUAAUAAAACAUUUUUGUGAAAUGUGGAAUUCACAGAGUGCAAAAGAUGUCUAAGUUAAUUAUUUAGAUAGUUUAGUAUACUAUGAUCUUUUCUAUGGCAGUGAAUUGAAGUCAUUCCAAAUUCCAAAUGAUUUGUGUGUGUGUGUGUGUGUGUGUGUGUGUGCUCUCCACCAUCAUCAAAUUGUAAUGUCCCAACACCUAAGGUGGCCUGUUUGUAUCUCUUCAAUAUUUCUAAAUAAUCACCUACUGUAAGCAGCC